GUCAAAGCAUUAGUGAAUAAGGAUUAUCACAGCUUGCAGUCAUGCCGGGAUCAACCCUCGACACUGGUAGUGCCAUCCCGCAGAAGGACUCCAUCGUAGACGUGGCCAAAGUUGCAAUCCGAGAGUUCCUGCACAGAAUGGAUGUCGCACUCCCCAAAUUCUCGCGCGACGUGGAGCUCGAGGCCAGAGUGAAGGCGAUUACCCGCACCUGGCCUUUCGAGCAAAGUAUCCGGCGGCACAUUGUGACGGGCCUCGUCAUCACCGAGGCGAGCUAUCCACACGUGUCGGACAUCGAAGCCAGGGUAGCCAUAGUGAUCUACACAGCGCUCUUCAUCGCGCUAGAUACCCCAGAGCUAUUCGACGCUGUGGGUGCGCAAGACUUCCACCGGCGGAUAUGCGACGGGUCCCUGCGAGACGACCGGGGGCUACUCGGCGAAGCCGCGAAAGUCAUCAUCGACAUGGACAAGUUCUACUCCAGCUUCUGCGCGAGUAGUAUUCUUUCGGCCACGCUGCGCUACUUGAAUGGGGAACUGAUCGGUAAUCCGGAGAGCAAGAUGUUUGUGGAGCCAAUCUCGAAGGCAUUUGUGGAUUUCUCUCGUAGCAUGACCGGCACUUCGGAGGCGUACGCGGCAUUCAUAUGGAGCAAGGGAGACUUUCCGAACGAUAACUCGUACAUCCAAGUCUUCCCGGACGUAUGCUUGUACAUCAUCCACGGAAAUGACAUCUUAUCCUUCUACAAGGAGGAGCAGGACGGCGAGGUCACGUCUUACAUUCACGCUCGGGCGCACGUAACGGGCAAAUCCACCCCUGCCACGCUGCGCGAAGUCAUCGACGAGGUCGUAGCUGCUGCGGAGCGCAUCCGUCGCACGCUCGGUGAAGGACCAGCGAGGGAGGCUUGGGACAGUUUUGAGCGGGGAUACAUCGGGUUCCAUGCAGGCGAUCCUCGAUACCGGAUGCAGGACAUAAUCGGCGCGCAUUGGGAGUACAUGAUAGAUGCGACGACAUUCUAG
Fomitopsis serialis is the source of this 1010-nucleotide messenger RNA. Its product is annotated as isoprenoid synthase domain-containing protein. The transcript has 5 exons. Lineage: Eukaryota; Fungi; Basidiomycota; Agaricomycetes; Polyporales; Fomitopsidaceae. Gene Ontology annotation, molecular function: carbon-oxygen lyase activity, acting on phosphates. Bases 42 to 1010 code for a protein of 322 amino acids. The record is from RefSeq and is a predicted model, not a curated record.